ACCAAAUAAACCAAAUACCCUAUUAGUCAUUUGAAGUGAGGAAGUAACUGUUAGCUGGGUUGUAUGUAAGAUAUCAAUUUACUUGUUCUCUGAGGAUCUGAUCAGAAACUUAGCUAUUUUUAGCUGUUAUUGUUAGCUGCUUGCAAUCCAAACUGUCCUUAUAUGUGAUCCUAAAUGAACGUGGUUUCAUUAGUGAUUUUUUUGUCAUUGUAAAACAAAUAUCCGGCAGAGAGCAAAAGAUACCCAUUUAUCCGAGUCGUCAUCUGCAGACGUUCUCACCACUUGAUUGGAGCCUAAACCAUAAGUACACAUAACCAGUGGCUCAUCUUCAUAGUCAUAGAUGGCAAUGCCAAGGACUAGCCCGACAAAUAUUUGCAAACCCACAUCAACUCCAGAAGUCAACAAGGGCAAUUUAACGUGAACGAGAACCUGCCAGGCAUGCCAAACCAGUUCUUGCUCGGUGCAGGCAGACAUUUUCGCAAGCUGCCGGUCGCGCACGGAUUGACAGCACGGGGGAGUUGCGGUAACUAACAUUUGCCGACCCGAAGCACCGUUUCCUCGGUUAGCUUUGAAGGUUCCAACAGCCCAAAACGGCCUCCUCUCCGCCGCCCGUCCACCCACCCGUCAACCGCGUCUCCGGCGCGCCCCUAUACCUCCUCCGUUUCCUUCCCCUCCCAGCACCUACUCCAAUGCGACCACACUUCUCGAUUCUUGCGCGAGCCGAUCUUGGCCAUCGGCCUCGCUGACGCACGUCAACUAGAGGAGCCAUUCGCAAAUAACCGGGAGCGUGUGCAUGGCGCCGAGCAAGCUCCGGCAGGCGAUGGGCGCGGCCAAGGACCAGACCACCAUCGCCCUCGCUAGGGCGAGCGCCGUGGACGAGGUGGCCUCGGAUGUCGAGGCGUCCAUCGUGAGGGCCACGGCGCACGGCGAGUCCGUCCCCGCAGACGAGCGCCACGCCGCGGAGAUCCUCACGCUGACGCGCUACUCCCGCGCGCGCGUGGCCGCGUGCGUGGCCUCCGUGUCGCGCCGGCUCGGGCGGGCGCGGGCGUGGCCCGUCGCCGUCAAGGCGCUGGCGCUCGUGCACCGCCUGCUCGCGGAGGGGGACCCGGCGUACGAGCAGGAGGUGUUCCUCGCCACGCGGCGCGGCAGGCGCAUGCUCGACCUGUCCCGGUUCCGCGACCGCGACCGCGACCGCGCGCGGUGCCGCGACUGGUGCUUCGCCGCGUUCGUGCACGCCUACGCCACGUACCUCGACGACCGGCUCAAGCACCGGAUGCAGGCCCGCGGAGCAUGCGGGGCCAGCCCGGGCAAAUGGCACGUCGACGGCGACCCUGACGCGAUGGCGUGCGAGGUGGCCGAGGCGGCCUGGGAGCUCGUGCCGCGGGGAAGGUCGGCGUCGGCGACGGAGACGGCGGCGGCAGAGGAUGUCGUCGGGAAGGCGCAGCAGCUGAAGCACCUCCUCGGCCGGUUCAUCCAGUGCCGGCCGACGGGGAAGGCGAGGACGAACCCGGUGGUGACGGCGGCACUGUACAGGCUGGUGAAGGAGAGCGCGGCGAUGUACUGCGAGCUCACGGAGGUGAUGGUCGUGCUCUUGGACCGCUUCGCCGACCUGGGCACUCCUGCCUGCGUGCGCGUCCACUCCAUCUUCACCAGCCUCGCGAAGCUGGUCGACGAGCUCGACGACUUCUACUCGUGGUGCAAGGCCACCGACGUGUGCCGCCCGUCGGAUAUCCCCGAGAUACAACGCGUCAAGCAGACGAAUCUGGACCUCAUGGACGAGUUCAUCCGUGACAGGCAAGCGUCGGCGUCCCCGUGGGGCCGCUCGCCGCCUACCCCCAUCAAGAAGAACGACGUCAGAGGAACAGAGCCGACGCCGAAACAGCAGCAGGGUGUUGCGCCGAAGGAGAACAGUGCCGGCAAGGCUGCGCCGGCGGAACCUGCUACCUCACCCGUCGUCGUGGACGUGGUCCACGACGACAAGACAGCCGACUUCUUGAACUUGGGCGAAGACGCAUCGCCGUCAUCCGGCGAAGAAGAGCAUGGGAUGAAUCUGACACUGGCACUGUUCGAGGGUAACUCGGCGGAGGCUGCGCCGAAAUGGGUGGCGUUCGAUGAUUCAGAAGCCGACUGGGAGACGGCGCUGGUGCAGUCCACAAGCACCCAGCGAUCGGAGCUCGGUGGCGGCUUCAACACGACGACCGUGACAAGCACGCGUGCGUUCACCGGAAGCGCAAGCAGUAUGGCAACGCAGCCGCUUGGCGCGACGGUGCUUGCCCUGCCGCCACCGCUUGGGGCCAGCACCGCAAGGGCCGAUCCAUUCGCCGCGUCCCUGGCGGUGCCUCCGCCGAUAUGUGUUCAGAUGACGGACUUGCAGACAAGGCAGCGGCUCCUUAUGCAGGAGCAGAAUUCAUGGCACCAGUAUGAAAUGCAUAGGGCAGCCUGGAGUUACAAUCUGCUGUAAGCUCGUACUGUGCUACUGUUUCGGGUCAAUAACAAAAUCUCAAUGUCGAACACACAACACACAUUUCACAGCUAAACAUUUUGGAGAUUGCUUUAGGGCCCGUUCGCUUGUACAGGAAUAAACCCGGAUUCGUUUCAGCUCAUCAAAAUCUAUAUAAAUUAGAGAAGUAAUCCGGCUAGGAAUCAAUCCAGAGCUCCAA
This is a messenger RNA of Zea mays, 2660 nucleotides long. RefSeq names its product putative clathrin assembly protein. Gene Ontology annotation, biological process: vesicle budding from membrane; clathrin coat assembly; clathrin-dependent endocytosis. Gene Ontology annotation, cellular component: clathrin-coated vesicle; clathrin-coated pit. The record is from RefSeq and is a predicted model, not a curated record. Gene Ontology annotation, molecular function: 1-phosphatidylinositol binding; SNARE binding; phosphatidylinositol-4,5-bisphosphate binding. Bases 794 to 2461 code for a protein of 555 amino acids. Lineage: Eukaryota; Viridiplantae; Streptophyta; Magnoliopsida; Poales; Poaceae. The transcript has a single exon.